Messenger RNA from Owenia fusiformis, 586 nucleotides. The record is from the annotation of a GenBank genome assembly. Lineage: Eukaryota; Metazoa; Annelida; Polychaeta; Sabellida; Oweniidae.
CUUAUAUAGCACCUUUAAAUAAAACUUGGACAGCAUUUCUUCAUGUGCCAUUUGAGAUUAGAUGCUGCGGCAUAUCUUGCUGGGCAACAUUUGCAUUUAAAUGGCUUAUUGCCUGUAUGAAUGUUAUUAUGAUAAUUCAGAUAGCUCUUCUGGGUGAAUGUUUUUAGGCAAAUUGGACACUGAAAUCCCCCUUUGCUUGACCUUGGCUGGUUGUGUCCAUGUGGUUGCUGUGGUGACUGGAGAGAGGGUGCAUAAGGGGGUGCUUGGAGAGAGGGUGCUAUAUACUGCUGUUGUGAUUGUUCAGCCCUACAAGACCCGAUUUGUAAACCUAAAACAGAAUAAAACUAAUAUUAUGUUUGAUAUUUCUCAUAUUCAGUUUGAUACCACCAAAGAUUUAGUGUAUUAUUUAUAUAAGCAUUACUAUUUGCCUUAUGCUGUGCAUGGUUUACAUGAAUAAAUUGAAUUGAAUUGAGUUACUCUGUUAUGUUAAGCCUUCAUUAUCACUUUAUCUACAUUAGGCCAUGGCCAGUAUCAUAAAUAUGUAGUUUCUAUCUAUCUCUUAUAUAUAAUAAACAUAUGCCCAUCA